Molecule: messenger RNA, 5068 nt
Organism: Calliphora vicina (urban bluebottle blowfly)
Lineage: Eukaryota; Metazoa; Arthropoda; Insecta; Diptera; Calliphoridae
Gene: Pez
Product: Pez
Exons: 8
Coding region: 532-4758 (1408 amino acids)
Biological process (GO): protein dephosphorylation
Cellular component (GO): cytoskeleton
Molecular function (GO): protein tyrosine phosphatase activity
Source: RefSeq, a predicted model, not a curated record
UUGUUUCUUUUUACUUACUAUCUAUUAUUCUUUGAAAAACGAAAAUUAAUCAAAAAAUACGAAAUUAAUUAAUAAAAACAAGUGAAUAUAUGCUAACCAAAAUAAGUUUAAUGUGCGACUAUUUUAUUGAGAAAAUAAAAUCAUUAUUAAAGAAAAAGAAAUUGUGCAAAGAAAAAUUAAAUUAAUGUGUUAAAAAACUAACUAAAUAAUAUUAAUACUAAAAAAACUCGAAAUAAGUUGGGAAAAAUAAAUACAAAUGGAAUUCUAUUGAAUUUAAAAGAAUUCAAGUUAGACGACACAACAAACAACACGGCAUCUUAUCUAAUUACAAUAACAAAAAACACUCACUGUAAAGGAAGCAAAUUCCAUGGUGUAGUUUUAGUGUUUGUGUGCGCGCUUAUAUAUUAAUAAAGUGUUUUUUCGUGAUCAAAUUAGAAAGAAAAUUAUAAAAACAAGACACCAAACCAACCAACCAACCCAACCUACUAACAGCAACAACGGGAAAACUGGAAGAAAAUAAAGUAACAAAAAAUGCCAUUAAAGUUUCUAAAGAAAUGUCGACAAUAUAAUGUGACAUCAAAAAGUCUAUUCGUAAUAUCAGUGCAUCAUCUAUUGGACACCACCACCACUGUCGACUGUACCAUCAGCUCCGAAAGCAAAGGCCAAGAAUGUCUGGACAAUGUCUGCCAACGUCUACUCAUCCAACAGCCCGAAUUCUUUGGCCUACGCUAUAUGGUCAAGGGAAAAGAAGAUGAAAUGAAAUGGGUAGACUUAGAACGUUCGCUAAGUCGUCAAUUAGAAAAAUAUGCAGCCGGCACAAAGAUUUUCUUACGCGUGCGACACUAUGUGACAACUGGUGUAAGACAUCUCAGCGAUGAGGUGACACGCUACUAUUAUUUUCUACAAUUAAAAAGUGAUAUAAAUGAGGGUAAAAUUGCCUGCGAUAUACGUACGGCCAUACUAUUGGCAUUAUACUGCAGACAGGCGGAAUAUGACAGUUAUCAAAGUGAUAAACAAACAAAAGAUUAUUUGAAGAAAUCUUUGGUAUUGCCAAAAAAUUUACAGGGCCUGGUUAACGAUGAUAAUCUUUUGGACAGCCUAAUACUCGAGGUAUUACAACAACAUUCGGGCAUACAACAUCUAACCACUUCACAGGCUGAGGAAAUGUACAUACAAUGUUGCCAACAACUGGAGGGUUAUGGCGAAGAGCGAUUCCAAGCUAAAGAUAAUUUAGGCAAUGACAUAAAUCUAGGCUUGGCCAUAAAUGGCAUGGUGGUGACGGCGGAAAAUGGUCGCCAAUAUUUUCCAUGGAAAGAUUUCCACACCGUGACUAUAGAAAAACGAGCCAUACGUAUAGUACAAAAUAAAGCCGAUGGUUCACAGUUUUUGGGCUCGUUCAUAUUCUCCGAAACAGAUACAGCAAGAUAUUUUUGGAAAUUAUGUAUAACACAGCAUAAAUUCUUUAAGCGUUACAUAGAUGAAGAUUCCUCCUCAAGUAUGGGUGAUGUGGAAAGUGCCAAUGGUAUUUCCAUAGCGGGGGGAACGGAAGCUAUGAAUGCGUCGGCCUUUAGUGGUUAUGAUUUAAGUGAUUCAAGAGAGGAUUUGCUAUUGGAACAUCAUGCCACUUAUGUGCCGGGUGCGGGAGGUAAUUCGGUAACAAUUGGCGGUAAUCAUUAUCAGCCAAACAAUCAACAGUCACAAGAAUACUUAUCAUCGGCUCAAUCAUUGCACCAUCAGUCUUCAUCUCAAUUACCGCCCCAUGGCCUUAUAUCGACAGCCAACUCUUCUUCAGCCUUAAUGUCUUCCAAUAUAUCUUUGGCAGCUAGUCAUCAGUCGGGUAGUGGACGAGCCGAUGGUAAUGGUAUGAAUGGCAGUGCUCUGCACAUGGCCCACCAUAGUGGGGGAGGACAAAUGGGUCAGAGUUGGUUGAGCAAGGAAUACUCUCAUGAUUAUGUGUCCUCUUCUCAACAUCUCUCCAAUAGUAUUUUAGAUACUCGUUUACAAAGCAGCUCCUGCCAGGAUUUAAGCAAUAAUAAUUUACACAGUAGUUCUAGUUUUUUGGGUCACAGCAAUAACAAUCAUAUUUUGGCAGCUGAUGCUCAUGAAAGGGAACGUCUUAAAGCCAUGCUGCCUACAUAUAGGCCUGCGCCUGAUUAUGAGACUGCAGUGCAAAUGAAGUACAGAACUCCCUCAAAUGAAUUAUACAACUUAAAUCAAUUGCAAUAUCAAGCAGCUGCCCUGGCAGCUCAUAAUUCCGCAGCUGCUUACUAUGCCGGCUCUCAGCCCGAUGUACAUCAGGCGGGUGAUGGUUUAUUACUGGGCCAUAUGGCCACUCAUCGCUAUCCUGAUGUUGCGCAACCGGCGCAAGCAAUGCAUGCCCAAUAUAAUCUAUCAGCGGCCUCAGCAGUAGCUUCGACGCCUCAAAAUAAUGUUUAUGUUGAUUUGCCGCAACGUUUACAAAUGAUUAGAACUAAACCGCCUCCUCCCUAUCCCGUCAACAGAUUGAGUUCAUCUUCCACACCCGAUUUGGCCGUAGCAUCGCAUCGUCCCUUGUUGGGUUAUAGGGCUUACGUUUCUGGCUCCUCACCUGACUUGGUUUCAAAUAGAAAUCUUUUGAAUUCUCAAUAUCCCUAUAAUGGGCCACCAGGAGGCUUAGGAAAUCCGGGGCAAAUAACCACUUCCUCGGGAGCUACUAUGUUACAUCAGUAUCCCUAUAUGGGCCAUAUGGGACAUUCGCAAUCUUAUCUACCGCCUCAUGGUACUUUUGAAAACCUUAAUAUGAUUGAAGAACAACCCUCGAUAAUGUCUCAAUUAAGGCAAUCAGCCUUAAGUCAAGCCUCAGCCACUCACGCUGUUAAUAACACUCAAAGUUAUGAGCAAAAUUCUCCUACUUUACCGCCUUCUGGAUAUCGCAGUUCUGCACAGCCAGUGCUGCAACGAAAUGCCAUGAAUGGUUCCAUAGAACCUAUCUAUGAAAAUGUGCCACUGCCUCAAUACACAUCUUCGACAUCAGUGACUCCACAACGAAAUACAGAACAAAGAUCAUCAGGAUCUUCGGCACAUAAUUCGGAAAUAAGAAAUCGUACAUCAUCCAUACAAUCUGCGCCAGGCGGUAUGCCUAAUCAACCACCAGUACCAGCGGCCCGACAUCAUCAUAUACAGCAUAGGGAACCGGCUGCGCUACCCAUACAACAAUUGGCACAACAACAGAUAAAUCAAUAUCUACAGGCUCAAGAUGAACCUGAUGAAAUUUCCAUGAAUAUCAAAAAAUUCAUUCAUCAAACACAACCCGAUAGAGCAGCUAGUACAGAUGUGCAAUUGAUAGAUCCGACGCCACCACAGAGAGCGGUAAGGGCAGUCUCAGCGGCGCCUGCAAUAGGUCAAACUUCAACAGCUGCAGAACAAACACCUGUAAAAAUGACGCCGCCCCCUAGACAACAUAAAAAUAUGAAAAGCGCUUCUUCCGUAUCGGCUGUUGAUGUUAUACAACCCUCCACCUCCUCCUCUAUGUCACCCUCAGCGUCCUCUACCAAUGCGACCAUGAAUUCUACACGUAUUACAUCUUCCACAUCUCACGACGAUUCGUUAAGUCAUCAUUUUUCAGCCAUGAAUUUGUCUACAACAUCAUCUUCCAUGUAUAAUAGCACAUUAGAUACGACAACGCAAAGUUCCAGCACAGCUGGCAAUACAUCUUCAAAAGAAAAACGUAAAAAACGCUGGAAUUUCUUGGGAAGAAGUAAAACUCCAGACAAACAAAAGUCAGCAACAUUGGGCCGCGAAAAGGCGGCCAAUACCACAAAACUGCAGAAAAUAAAAUUAGCACAAGAUGAUCUAAAUCUUCAUCAUAGAUGGUCGACGGGAGUGCCGAAAUUACAACCAAUAUCCGGACAAUUCUCCAAAGAUAAAUUGUGUCAAAUACUCACAGAUAAAUUAACCGACACGCAGUUGUUUAUGGAAUUUGAGGCUAUACCUAAGAGACGAGAAAUGGCACGUUACGAUUGUGCGUUGAAAGAAGAAAAUGCCAUGAAAAAUUCAGAUCCUAAUUUUCUACCCUACGAUGAUAAUCGUGUGCGUCUGACACCCACUAUGGAUAAUCGUCACGGUUAUGUAAAUGCCUCUCAUAUAUCGGCCACUGUGGGUAAUAAACAGCGUUUUUAUAUUGUUGCUCAAUCGCCUCAUGAGGAAUUGACCACACGAAUCUUUUGGCAAUGCGUUUGGGAGGCUGAUGUUUAUUUAAUUGUACAGCUAUCGGAGGAUUUGAAUUACAUACCGCCCAAUACAAAUCAACGCAUGGAGUUUGGUCAGUUCCAGGUAUAUCAGGAAUUUUCACAAACUACCGAUCGUUGCAUUACCAGCAAACUGCGUCUUUAUCACAUACAAUCAAGACGUUAUCGUUCUGUCUGGCAUCUAAACUACACCGAUUGGGGUGAACAAAAUUGUCCACGUGAAGUAAAUCACUUUUUAGACUUUUUGGAAGAGCUCAAUUCAGUGCGCAUGGCUUCGAUAAAUGAAGUACCACCCGGUCAUAAUACAAAUCCUCCAGUACUGUUGCAUUGUCUAGAAGGUGGCGGUAGAUCGGGUGUAACUCUAACAGCUGAUUUACUUUUAUAUACAUUAGAUCAUAAUGAGGAUUUGGACAUACCUAGAGUUAUUGGAAAUUUACGUCAUCAAAGAGACAGCAUUAUACCUUCUUUGGCUCAAUAUAAAUUUAUUUAUAGCCUUUUAAUAACAUAUCUGAAGAGAACGAGAUUAAUUUAAAUCUUUUUUACAACAUUUCAUCGUUCCAUUAUUUGUUUUUAUAAUUUUUUUUACAUCAACCUGAAACAAACAUAAAAAACUACGUCCAUUUGACCAUUGUAGACGUAAUUUUACUUUUUAACCCUCAUUUUUUUAUAAAACAAAAGUAUUUUAUGUCUAAUUUCAUACUCUUCCCCUCUUGUUGCUAUUAUUUGGCAAUCAAAUUGCUUUAAUUUAGUUUAAUUUAUUCUUAAAAAAAAUUAACGAACAAUUGUAUUUUCUACAUAAUUUUUUUAUAUACAGGGUGCUUUAUUUUUCUUUAAUUUUUAAA